AUUGUCAUAAUAUUGGCUGCUAAUGUUGAAGGUGGUGUCAACAACUGGAAAAGAGCUGAGGACUGGUCAAUUGAAAGAACCUCGAUUCUAAAUAAGAAAAUAUACUCAAAGAUCCAUGGUUACAAUCUAAUUAUAAAAGAUUUCACCAAAAAAAAGAAAUAUUCAAAUGAGUUUAGAGAAAGCUGGCAAAAGUUUGAUGUCAUUAGAAGUAUCAUGAAGGAUAACGAAUUUAAAGAAAACACUUGGUUUUUUUACCUAGAUCUAUAUUCAUUAAUAAUGGAACCAAAUAUGUCAAUUGAAGAAUUGAUAUUCAAAAAUCUAAAUCAAAAGAGUUUUCAAACAUUGUCAUAUUUUAAUCCCAAUAAAAUCAAAAUCGAUAUCCCAUACCUAAGUUUUGGUAAUAAUGACAAUAGCGAUAAUAAUAAUAAUAAUAAUCAUAUCGAUGAUAAUAUCAGUUUAAUCAUUAGUCAAGACUGCUAUGGCUUUAAUUUAAACUCCUUUUUAAUUAAAAAAAGUAAUUGGACCAACUUAUUUCUAGAUUUAAUUUGGGAACCAAUUUUUUAUAAAAAACUAAUUGAUAUCAACGGCUACUUGAACGAAGAAAGAAUCUUGGAAUAUUAUUACAGUAAACAAUCGUGGAUUAGAAAUGGAAUGUUAUUCUUACCAAACAAGAUGAUGAAUUCUUUAAAAAAAUUACUAUACAAUUGGAAAGAUAGAGAUUUUUUAGUCAACAUGAAUGGAUGCAAAAAUAAAUUCAAUAGAAACUGCUGGGAAGAAAUGGAAUUUUAUAACAAAUUAAGUAAAAACCUAAGGCUAAGUUGGUUUAAAAAACUAUUU
Messenger RNA from Ascoidea rubescens DSM 1968, 837 nucleotides. Its product is annotated as glycosyltransferase family 34 protein. The record is from RefSeq and is a predicted model, not a curated record. Gene Ontology annotation, biological process: protein N-linked glycosylation. NCBI's taxonomy places the organism in Eukaryota, Fungi, Ascomycota, Saccharomycetes, Ascoideales, Ascoideaceae. The annotation marks the transcript as partial. The transcript has 2 exons. Gene Ontology annotation, molecular function: glycosyltransferase activity. Gene Ontology annotation, cellular component: Golgi membrane.